This is a messenger RNA of Saccostrea cuccullata (small rock oyster), 410 nucleotides long. Its product is annotated as small ribosomal subunit protein uS17-like. The transcript is spliced from 3 exons. The record is from RefSeq and is a predicted model, not a curated record. Gene Ontology annotation, molecular function: structural constituent of ribosome. Bases 51 to 401 code for a protein of 116 amino acids. Lineage: Eukaryota; Metazoa; Mollusca; Bivalvia; Ostreida; Ostreidae. Gene Ontology annotation, biological process: translation. Gene Ontology annotation, cellular component: ribosome; cytosolic small ribosomal subunit.
UGCAAUUCACCCGACGUCAUCAGUGUUCCGGUCUUUUCUUGCGGCCAAUCAUGGCGGAGCAGACUGAGAGAUCCUUUCAGAAACAGCCCACUGUAUUUCUAAACAACAAAAAGAAUUUGCUCUCUGCCAAAGGGAAGAAGAAUAAUAGAUACUUCAGAAAUGUUGGUCUAGGCUUCAAAACUCCAAGAGAGGCCAUUCUUGGAACUUACAUUGACAAGAAGUGUCCCUUCACAGGAAAUGUGUCCAUCCGUGGUCGCAUUUUGACAGGAGUCGUACAAAAAAUGAAGAUGCAGAGGACGAUUGUCAUUCGCCGGGAUUAUCUGCACUACGUUAAAAAAUACAAAAGAUUUGAGAAACGACACAAGAACAUGUCUGUGCACCUUAGCCCAUGCUUCAGGUAAACUUAAACA